This is a messenger RNA of Saccoglossus kowalevskii, 1433 nucleotides long. RefSeq lists its product as uncharacterized. The record is from RefSeq and is a predicted model, not a curated record. NCBI's taxonomy places the organism in Eukaryota, Metazoa, Hemichordata, Enteropneusta, Harrimaniidae.
CAAUGCGUGUUCCACAUUCAGUAGCUUUGUUGUCGAUGGUGUAUUUGUACCAAUACUGUGGCGCCAGCACCGAGUUAGAGGGGCAUAGCUGCAACGAAGAUCCACAAGUGAAAUAUUCGUCGGAUACGAACACCAGGAAGUCUGGAGACGGCACACAACAUGAUACACUUUUCGACAAUAUCGGUGCUGUGGAAACGUUGCAGUACAUGAUUAGUCCAGAAGACUUUUUUUCUAGAUAUGUCAUAAAACGAAAACCUGUAGCCAUUCGAGAUGUGGUUAGAUAUUGGCCUGCGUUUAGCGACUGGACAGAUAAGUACUUAUCCCACGCAUACCAUGGUGUAGAUGUAUUCGUUAAGCGACCCCAUGAUAAAGACGAAGAAGGAAUAACUAUGACUAUUGAAAAUUUCAUGGAAUCCUAUGAGAAACAUCAUCUUGAGUUCUCGCACGAAAUCGUGUCGAAGUUACAUGACAGCGUUAUUCUACCAACGUGUUUACGGUGCGACAACAUGUAUGUACAGAAAAUGGGUAGCUUUUUGAAGAUAGGUAGUGGUGGGACGAGUACCUCUGUGCACAUAGAAGAUGACGACGUCUUUUUGUGCGCUGUAAAAGGCAACCAGACCGUGACUCUCGUGUCGCCCCUAUAUAGUAAAGACGUGUACGGCGACGACGGAGACCAACUAGGCGUAUCUCCCAUCAGUUUCACAAAUAUGGAUCUUGAGAAAUUUCCUAGAGUAAGGCAUGCCCACCGGCUAAGCAUUGAGUUAAACGAGGGCGACACGCUCUUCAUCCCUCACUUGUGGUGGCGACAUUAUUUGUUACACGAAGGGCACCACAAGAUGGUGAGUUUUAAGUGGAAGCUGAAUAGAAACGUUAUCGCGGGCGUGGCGAAUUAUCAGGACCAAGCACAUGCAGAUGAUUUAUCUAGAAAGUUGUCGUUCAGCGAUGCGUUGAUACGUUACGAAGAAUUCUUUCACAAAAUCGUGGAUAUGACAGAGCGCCCCCAGUGUACAGGAAUGGAACAACGUAUGAGUGAAUACGAAUUUGAGUCGGCGAGUGACGAGACCCACAAUGACCUAGACAUGAAAGAAGAAGAGCGUUGUUACUUCGAUGUUAAGAAUUUUAGGAGUCCAUGUUAUUUGACGAAGUGCAUGGAAGAAAAUGACAAUGAGCUGGCAUGUCUCAAAGAAAUCUUAAUUUAUUGCUACGAAUGGGAAGACAGGGGUUGUUUAUACACAAAACUACUGGUGAACAAAUUAGGUACAAAAAUAACAUUUGAUACUUGUAGCUUUAGAUGUGGUUCCGUUCAGUUCAGUCUCGUGGUCAUAGGAUAUAAGCUGCGCUUGCGGUUACUGGACAGUAUAACUUCCCGUAGCUACUGCACGAAAGAGCCGGCGAACGACUCGAUAAAUUCCAGUAUGUGUUCAUACAAAUGA